AUGUUGGCCCACGCCGAACGUACUGCGAACAACAACCCUACUAGUGCCACCGCCCAAAAUGCAUUCUAUUCCGCCCUCCUCCGUGCAAACAUGCCCAAGCUCGUCAUAGAAAGAUAUCAGUCAGGUCGAUAUGCCACCAAUCCCGCAACGGAUGCGGCAUAUCUCAAAGCUCUACAGAUGACCGGCUCGGUGCCCGCCCCAGGCACGCCCGGUUCCAAUGUUACUGGCACACAGGGAAAUGGGCUCAGUGCAGACAAGCUAAGGGCCGUAGGCCAGGCGGUUGCUGGACAGAACUAUGGUGGACAAGUGAUCAUGCCGAGCAACAAAUCUGGUACAGGUGCCAAAGAAGCGCCGCUUUAUGUGGUGGUUGAAGAGUCAUGGGGUGCAACCAUCCUGAAGUGGGUUCGAACGUUUCUCUGGGUCGGCUUGUCUGGCUACUUCCUCUUGGUGGUCCUGACCAUGGUCGUGGAGAUGACUGGUAGUUUCCGGACGAGGGUUGGACAAAACAACGAGGUACAACCCCAACAUCAGACCGUUCGCUUCAGCGAUGUGCAUGGUUGCGAUGAGGCCAAAGAGGAACUUCAAGAGUUGGUCGAAUUCUUGAAGAACCCGGAGAAGUUCAAUCAACUAGGAGGCAAGCCCCCCAAGGGUGUUCUUUUGGUGGGCCCACCUGGUACUGGCAAAACGAUGCUUGCGCGUGCCGUUGCAGGUGAGGCUGGUGUGCCGGUGUUCUACAUGUCUGGCUCCGAAUUCGACGAACUUUAUGUCGGAGUCGGUGCUAAACGAGUUCGGGACCUCUUCACUCAAGCCCGCAACAAGGCGCCUUCGAUCAUCUUUAUUGACGAAUUGGAUGCCGUUGGCGGCAAGCGGAAUGCACGUGACCCUGCUUAUGCGAAACAGACACUCAACCAACUCUUGACGGAAUUGGAUGGAUUUAGCCCGAGCACCGGUGUUAUUCUCAUCGCCGCGACCAACUAUCCGGAGUCUCUGGAUAAGGCGCUCAUUCGACCGGGACGAUUCGACCGACAUGUCAAUGUGCCUCUGCCCGAUGUUCGCGGUCGGAUACAGAUCCUCAAGCACCAUAUGAGAAAUAUGCCCAUCGCAGCUGAUGUGGAUGCGACCAAUCUUGCACGCGCUACCAGCGGUAUGUCUGGCGCCGACUUGGAGAAUCUUUGCAACCAAGCUGCAGUUCAUGCUUCACGGUUGAAGUACAAGAAAAUCACAGCCAUGAACUUUGAGUGGGCCAAGGACAAGAUCAUGAUGGGGGCUGAAGCCAAAUCCCGCAUGAUUCGAGAAAAGGACAAGAUUCAGACCGCUUAUCACGAAGCUGGCCACACUUUGGUCAAUUUGUUUACUCCGGCCAGCAAUCAACUGUACAAAGUGACCAUCAUCCCACGUGGUCAAGCACUUGGUGUCACUCACUUUCUCCCUGAAAUGGACGAAGUGAGCCGAGGUUACGAUCAAUUCAUCGCUUCGAUUGAUGUCUCAAUGGGCGGUCGAGCCGCUGAAGAAUUGAUAUAUGGUCCAAACAAGGUGACCAGCGGUAUCUCGCACGAUGUUCAGCAAGCCACUCGGACCGCAUUUUAUCUUGUCACCCAGUGCGGGUAUUCCCCCAAGUUGGGAAACGUCGAUCUUGCUUCCGACUAUGACAAGCUAUCGAGCGAGACGAAACAGGAAAUCGAACGAGAAGUGCGGCAGAUUGUGGAAGGCGGUCGAGAACGAGCGGAUCGAAUUGUCAAAGAGAAGCGGAAAGAACUCGAAGCCUUAAAAGAUGCACUUUUGGAAUACGAAACACUAGACCGGGAGGAAAUUAUGAAGAUUCUACGCGGGGAGAAGUUGAAAAAGAUCGAGGUGGAGCUUCGCGAGGAUGACGACACUGACAACGGAGAUAAUGGGCGAGGAAACAAGUCACAACCCAAGAAGGAGAAGGAGGUUGGCUCCAAAGGCAGCUUAGGGAUUAAGCUGCCUGACGUGCUGCUACCACCUGGGACAGGUGGAAGAGGCGGAGAGAAGGAAGGCGUGUCACGGGUCAGUGAUAGAUGA
This is a messenger RNA of Fonsecaea monophora, 2043 nucleotides long. RefSeq lists its product as hypothetical. Gene Ontology annotation, cellular component: mitochondrial inner membrane. NCBI's taxonomy places the organism in Eukaryota, Fungi, Ascomycota, Eurotiomycetes, Chaetothyriales, Herpotrichiellaceae. The record is from RefSeq and is a predicted model, not a curated record. The coding region runs from base 1 to 2043 and encodes 680 amino acids. The transcript has a single exon. Gene Ontology annotation, biological process: mitochondrion organization; protein quality control for misfolded or incompletely synthesized proteins. Gene Ontology annotation, molecular function: metalloendopeptidase activity; ATP-dependent peptidase activity; ATP hydrolysis activity.